Messenger RNA from Zygotorulaspora mrakii, 1617 nucleotides. It is a transcript of the gene TAF8, whose product is annotated as Taf8p. The record is from RefSeq and is a predicted model, not a curated record. Gene Ontology annotation, biological process: transcription initiation at RNA polymerase II promoter. Gene Ontology annotation, cellular component: transcription factor TFIID complex. Bases 1 to 1617 code for a protein of 538 amino acids. NCBI's taxonomy places the organism in Eukaryota, Fungi, Ascomycota, Saccharomycetes, Saccharomycetales, Saccharomycetaceae. The transcript has a single exon.
AUGAGCGUACUGACGAACUUGAACAAAAACAAAAAAUGUAAAGUUCAGCAAAUAACUGACUUUCCUAACAAAAAAAAGCCAGAAGCGAUGGCUGAUCCAGCCAAGCCUAGGUACAUUCAACUAACGAAGCUACCAAAUUUGAAAGAAGUCAACCAUGUGGCGCAAGAAACGUCCGUUGACAGAAUCCUUGCUAAGGCGAUAGCAUUACAACUGAAACCACUGAAUGCGGAAAUGACAAAAUUUGCAUUUGACCAUCUGCUGAUGUUGAUAGAUGAUCAACUUGAUGAAAUGAUAGGACAAUUGCACAGGAUAAGCAACAUUCAAAGGAGAGAAUCUAUGGCAAAAUGCGACAUACAGCUUUUUUUGCAGGGAUUCAAUGUGUCACCAUCAGACCUCGACGUACAAGGACAACUGUCACAAUAUAUUAGUUUGAACUUCAAAAAAGAAUAUGAUUCACUGCAUGCGAUGAAGGAGAGUUAUGCGGGGGCUGCAGAAGACGAUGUUGAACAAAUAGAAAAUGUUUUGACAACACUUGUGCCACCCAGCAAUUCACUAAAAUAUUCAAUACCCCGAUGGUUUCCAGCAUUACCACCAGAUCAUACCUAUAAAUUCACUCCCCAAUUCAACCAUCCAAUAACCGACGAAGUGAUGAUAAGGAAAAAAAUAGUGGAAGAAGGAAAGAAUUCGGAACUUGCAUUAUUACACUUAUUGGAUCGCAGCGUUGAGUCUACAAGUGAUAAACCUAUACCAGAUUUCGACGAAAAACUAGCCGCUGAGGAGACAAAUUCUAUAUAUGGAUUUAGCAGGCAAAAAAAGCAGAGAAAUUUCACCAGUUCGAGCUCUACUGGCCUUUUCUGCACUUUACCGCAGACAAACUUUAAUGUUGAAGAAUACGCUAGAAGUCGUGUCGAGAUUGCACGAAGAAAAGUAGUGGAAUUUGAGCAAAAAGCUCUACAAUUGGAGACAAACCCAUUUUUGAAGGGUUCAAGGUUAAUAAUAUCCUCUAAUGAUAAAAUUACAAAAAAACAAGUAAAUAGAGAAAUCAAGACAAUGCUGAGAAGGUCGUUUUUUAGUAUGCUAAAAAGUAUUCCCGAUCUACAAAUCAAAAAGAAGCACGCUAGUGAAGACGCUGAGAAGAAGAGGGAUGAAAGACUGGCAAAGAUGAAAAUCUUACAUGAACAGAAAAGAAAAGAGACAAAUGAGAAAGUUAAAAAUGGUGAGAUAAACCUUUUGGACUUGGCUCAUCAAGACGAAUUCUUCGGAUCGUUGGAUAGCAGCGAUGAGGAGGGCCAAUCUGGCUUUAAUCUUGAACUUCAAUCACACUCUCAACCGCAGGAACAAUCACGAGAGGUAACUUCCCCGGAACCUGCACAGGAUUUGAAUUUAACGGAUCAGCCCAUCAAGGACAAUAUUUCUGACAAGGAAAACGCUGGUUUUGAAAAUUUCCAGCAAGACCCGACAAAUGGUCACGUAAAUCUCGACAACAAACAGCAAGGGGAUUUGAGUCAUAUCCAACAACAUCAUGCUAGUAGUGAAGGUGAUGAUGAUGGCACUGGAUUUUUAUUUAAUGACAUUGCGAAUGUAGAUGAUCAGGAUAGUGCUGGCAUAGAAAUAUGA